UCUGCUGGCCCGCCCCUUCUCUGGCCCCAGCCUCCUGCUCCUUCCCACCCUCAGCGUACACUUCAGACUAGGGGAACCUCAGCCAGACGCCUAGAGCCCCCAGUAUAGCAGGCAAGAAACCCUUCUCAUGCUGGCUUGAGAAUACUUACCCCCACACAGGUAGAAUCCUGUCUCUCCUCAAAAGACAAUGACCCAGAAGACAACCCUGGUGCUCCUUGCUCUGGCUGUCAUCACCAUAUUUGCCUUAGUUUGUGUCCUGUUAGCUGGCAGGAGUGGAGAUGGGGGUGAGUCUGGCCAGUCUCCCUAUUGUCCCUCCGUAUCUCCCAGUGCCCAGCCCUGGACGCAUCCUGGCCAGAGCCAGCUGUUUGCAGACCUGAGCCCAGAGGAGCUGACGGCUGUGAUGAACUUUCUGACCCAGCAGCUGGGGCCAGGGCUGGUGGAUGCAGCCCAGGCUCAGCCCUCGGACAACUGUGUCUUCUCAGUGGAGCUGCAGCUGCCCACCAAGGUGGCAGCAUUGGCCCAUCUGGACAGAGGAGGUCCGCCACCUGCUCGGGAGGCGCUGGCCAUUGUCUUCUUUGGUGGACAAUCCCAGCCCAAUGUGAGUGAGCUGGUGGUGGGGCCUCUGCCUCACCCCUCCUACAUACGGGAUGUGACUGUGGAGCGCCAUGGCGGCCCAGUGCCAUAUUAUCGGCGCCCUGUGCUGGCCAGAGAAUACCUGGACAUAGACCAGAUGAUCUUUGAUAGAGAACUACCCCAGGCUGCUGGGCUCCUCCACCACUGUUGCUUCUACAAACACCAGGGACGAAACCUGGUGACAAUGACCACAGCCCCACGUGGUCUGAAGUCGGGGGAUCGAGCCACCUGGUUUGGCCUCUACUACAACCUUUCAGGGACUGGGUUUUACCUGCACCCUGUGGGGUUGGAGCUGCUGGUAGACCACAAGGCCCUGGAUCCUGCUUACUGGACCAUCCAGAAGGUAUUCUAUCAAGGGCGCUAUUAUGAGAGUCUGGCCCAGUUGGAGGACCAGUUUGAGGCUGGCUUGGUGAAUGUGGUGCUGAUCCCAAACAAUGGCACAGGUGGGUCCUGGUCCCUGAAGUCCCCGGUGCCCCCAGGGCCGGCUCCCCCUCUGCAGUUCCAUCCUCAGGGCCCCCGCUUCAGCAUCCAAGGGAGUCAAGUGGCCUCCUCAUUGUGGACUUUCUCCUUUGGCCUUGGAGCUUUCAGUGGCCUGAGGAUCUUUGACAUUCGAUUCCAAGGAGAGAGGGUGGCCUAUGAAGUCAGUGUCCAGGAGGCCUUGGCCGUGUAUGGUGGAAAUUCCCCAGCAGCAUUACUGACCCGCUAUAUAGAUGGAAACUUUGGCAUGGGCAAGUACUCUUCACCCCUGACCCGUGGGGUGGACUGUCCCUACCUGGCCACCUUUGUGGACUGGCACUUUCUUUUGGAGUCCCAGGUGCCCAAGACACUACGUGAUGCCUUUUGUGUGUUUGAACAGAACCAGGGUCUCCCUCUGCGGCGACACCACUCAGAUUUCUACUCCUACUAUUUUGGGGGUCUUGUGGAGACUGUGCUGGUCAUCAGAUCUGUGUCCACCUUGCUGAACUAUGACUAUGUGUGGGAUAUGGUCUUCUACCCCAAUGGGGCCAUAGAAGUCAAAGUUCAUGCCACAGGCUACAUCAGCUCAGCAUUCCUCUUUGGUGCUGCCCAAAGGUAUGGGAAUCGAGUUGGGGAACACACACUGGGCACAGUCCAUACUCAUAGUGCCCACUUCAAGGUGGAUCUGGAUGUGGCAGGACUAGAGAACUGGGUCUGGGCAGAAGACAUGGCCUUUGUCCCCAUGGCUGUGCCCUGGAGCCCUGAGUACCAGAUGCAGAGGCUACAGGUGACCCGGAAGCUGCUGGAAACAGAGGAGCAGGCUGCCUUCCCCCUAGGAGGUGCCAUCCCCCGCUACCUGUACCUGGCCAGCAACCACAGCAAUAAGUGGGGACACCCACGGGGUUACCGAAUCCAAAUGCUCAGCUUUGCUGGGGAGCCAGUGCCCCAAGACAGCUCCAUGGAGAGAGCCUUCAGCUGGGGGAGGUACCAGCUGGCUGUGACCAGGCGGAAAGAAGAGGAGCCCAGUAGCACCAGCAUCUUCCAUCAGAAUGAUCCUUGGGCCCCCACUGUGGAUUUUGCUGACUUUAUCAACAAUGAGACCAUUGCUGGAGAGGACUUGGUGGCCUGGGUGACAGCUGGUUUUCUGCACAUCCCACACUCAGAGGAUAUUCCCAACACAGUAACUGCUGGGAAUGGGGUGGGCUUCUUCCUCCGACCCUACAACUUCUUUGAUGAGGACCCCUCCUUCUAUUCUGCUGAUUCUGUCUACUUCCGGGAGGACCAGGAUGCUAGGGCCUGUGAGGUCAACCCCCUGGCUUGCCUGCCCCAGACUGCUACCUGUGCCCCCAACAUUCCUGCCUUCUCCCAUGGGGGCUUCUCUCACAACUAGGUGGUCCCUGGCAUGGGCAAUCUGGUCAGGUAUCUCAGGGCCAGGGGAGGAUGGGUGGGGUAGCAGCUGGGCACUGGGCUGGACAGCCUGGUUCCCACUUCUCCCUCCUCACACCUAUCAUGUCCAAGAUCAUCUCUCUUCUGCUGUCCUCCCUUGCCUCCCUCUCCCUGCCAGGAGCACCCUGAGCCUUUAAUGCCUGACAUAGGGACACAUGGCUUUGUUAAUCCCAGUGGGCCUGAGUUCCUGCCGGGCAGUGGGGGGGAAUGGCCCAGCGAGGAAUUUGGAGUGAUGGCCAUGCUUUUCUCCAGAUGAUUUAUUCUUGUUUUUUUGUUUUUUGUUCUCCGGCCAUCUCUGAAGACUAUGCAAUGGGGACAAUUCCCUAGAGACCUCAGAACAGGGUUCCCAUAAGUCCUGCAUGUCCACAGAUGAGCUGGAAGGACCCUCUGCCCACAUUCCUUCUCAUGCAAGUCCCUUCCUUCUCUCCUUCCCCCUUCUUACCUUCUCCCUUCUUGAGUUCCUAUCUGCUCUUACACUCAGGGAUUUCCCUCGAGGUCCUGAGAAGAUAGCUCUCCCUGGUGUCCCCCAACCCUCAUUUUUCAACUGCAGGCUCUUCUCCUGGUCCUGAGCCUGUGGAAGUCUCAAAGAUGCAAUGGGGACACCUCAUUGGAGAAGACAAUGUCUGUACCCUUGUGUCUGUCACAUAUCAAGAAUAGGAGUUGCUUUCAUCCCUGUCCUGAGGAAGGGUAUGUUUCUCUGCCUGUUCUAUCUGCCUGCCCUGCCUUGCACUCUCUUGAGAAAGAUGGUCAUAGAGACAGCAGCAGCUCAAUUUUGCAUUGCAGGUGAUUUGGGGACUACAAUAAUGGUGGUUUGGGAUCAUUUUAUCCCAGGGCUAUGCUGACUAAUGGCCUCUGUGCUUUGCAGCAGCCAGUUUGGGAAGCUGGGGUAGGAGACAAGGGUGAACAUCAAAGGUGAGAAACAGAAAGCCCUGGGAACUCCAUCCCACAGGCCAGAGCUGUCCAAUCAUAUGCAGGCAUGCAAAUGAGCCUGGUCCUCCUCCGGUGGAGAGAGUCUCCCCGCACACACCCUGGUGGGACCUGCUCCAGGGCCUCCUAUCACUGCUUGGCCCUCUUGGGGUCUGGACUGGGGAUGGAUACAAAGAAAUAGCAAGAGAUUUUAAACAAUAGCAAUGUACCUCCCUAGGGGAUUGGUCAAAUCAAUUCUGAUCAUCCUUAUAAUGCAAUACUAUGCAGCUAAAAAAUAAUGACAGGUCUUUAUAUACUAAUAGGAAAUAAUCUUCAAGCGAAAAAGGCAAAGUGCUGAAAUGUGUACAGUGUACUUCCCAUGAGUGUUCUAGAAAAAAGGAGAAAAUAAAUACACAUUUGCUUCUCUGUGCACAAUUAGAAGAAAAUGGGUUACCCUGGUUACCUCUGGGGAGGAGGUCAAGUGAGGGCGAGGGAGAGGACUUCGUAUGAUAUGCCCUUCUGUACAUUUUGAACCAUGCGACUGUAUUACCUAGUCAAAAUAAACCAUAA
Molecule: messenger RNA, 4011 nt
Organism: Castor canadensis (American beaver)
Lineage: Eukaryota; Metazoa; Chordata; Mammalia; Rodentia; Castoridae
Gene: Aoc3
Product: amine oxidase copper containing 3
Biological process (GO): response to antibiotic; amine metabolic process
Cellular component (GO): endoplasmic reticulum; Golgi apparatus; early endosome
Molecular function (GO): primary methylamine oxidase activity; quinone binding; copper ion binding
Source: RefSeq, a predicted model, not a curated record